AUGAAAAUCCCUGAAUCACGGGUCACGACUUUACCGAGUCAUGACAUCAACCCUCCUUUCACCAUCACCGAACCCUUAUCCAUUGGCAACCACCACAACCCCAAACUACUGAGACUGACUACAACGAAGUUACAAGAACCUAGGGAGCAUUUGUCACAACAACUCCGCCUGGCAGAGAACUACGGCGAAGUUAGGAGAAAGAGACUGAGGGAGGCAGAGCAGAGUGGAGGGAGCAAGACAAAGUACGGCAAAGUUGAACGAAGAGGACCGAGCCUACAACCUUCAAGUGAGGGAGAGCUAUCAUUCAGCAGUCCGACGUACUACAGCAAAGUUAGCCGCAGUUCAUCGACAAUCACCUCAUUGUUUACCACUCGACGUAUCGCUACGGCGCAGUCAGCCGUAGUUCCCCAACAAGUACCCUGUCCUAUUAGCCGAGGUUUGUUGACCUGGUUCGGUGAUGGUAAAAGGAGGCGGAAUGUGGCAGUUAUCGCGGGCGGAUGGUACUUUGUAAAGUUCCGCGGUGUCCGGAAACUCCCGAAUUACAUUGUCUUCUUCUUUGUUUUCCCAUUACUCCCCUCAGAGAGUACCUACAGCAUUUCCAGCAUACUGAUCAUUUCUACGUCGCUGUCUCUUCAUCUCAGUACCCCUAUACGUGUCAAAAAAGCAAAGAUGGACGGCUUAGGGGCUCUCAAGGACAUCAAUCAGGUCCAGAUGAUGAUAAGGAUCAUGGAAAUCCUGGGAGGAGCGUCCUCAGGGGCUGCUGCAUCGUCUACAGCAACUUCAGCGGCCCCGCAACAGGUCCAAAAUUCUUCCCUGACCACAUCUUCUUCCUUUGGUCCUGUCUCCACCAACACUGCCGCCCCAAAGCCGCCUGUGUACACCCCUCAAGGGCUUCAAAGCCUUAUGAGUGUGAAUAACAACUCUACAUUCGAUACUCUUGCGACUGCUAAGCAUUCAGUGCCAAGGAACUCAAUUACCGGCUGGCCAAGUGGCCUCAAAGGUAAAGGGGGUAAAGAUCCUUCUCCCCGUCGCCCCACCUUGUCUUCGACCACUCAGAGGACUAGUAGGGUCCCCAAAGAAGCUACAGAGGUGGACAAAGGUGCAAGAAUAUCGUUGCCAUUGGAUGAGGGAUUGAUCUUUGUCCCCUCUCGAGAUGUCCUUGCUCAAGACGCUCCCUGGACCGAAGAGAAGUACACACUCCUGCAUGAUCUGUGUGAGGACAUGGAUUUCAUUGGGUUCCCUUCGUUUCAGGCAAAGUUCAAUGGCUAUGAUGUCCGGGAGGAGGUGAUCAAGGCUUUCAAGCAUGUGGACGAAGUCGAAGAUGGGGGCUUUUCAUGGGUGCGCUAUUCCCGACUUAAUGAGACAAUGAAACCUCACGCCUUUUCAAUGGAUAUGGCUGCGGGUAACCUCAUCACCUUCUUCAAGAAUCAAUCCCGAGCUGUCAUUGUUGCAAACUCCCCCUUUCCACGCCUUGUUGGCCCUUUUGAGAAUGCUUGGGAGAAGCUCAAGAAGGAGCAUGGUCUUGAGACUAAAGGGAAAACCCGUGAAAUCAUUACCAUUCGGUCUCCGGGGUUUGACGAUGUGGAUGACAAGAUUCCUGGCCAAGAAGACAGUACUGCAGCCAAAGAGAAGAUAUUCCGUCAUGGUUCAAGAUCCUCCAGCCGCUUGAAGUCUAUUUCGCUUGUCAACCCCAAAGAACUGGCUAGAAACGCCACGCCUGGUCCUAGCAAGUUGAUUUCUAGCCUCAAGAGUCCUCAGGAUGUCUCUCCUAAGACUACAAUGUCGCCUCGGGCCCGAAAGAGGAAAACCGGUCCAAUAGAGUUGACCCCACCAAGGUCCAGCAAAGUGGGAAAAAUCCCUCGUAAGACAAACAAUUCUGCCGGCUCGGCUUAA
Molecule: messenger RNA, 1893 nt
Organism: Tremella mesenterica DSM 1558
Lineage: Eukaryota; Fungi; Basidiomycota; Tremellomycetes; Tremellales; Tremellaceae
Exons: 9
Coding region: 1-1893 (630 amino acids)
Source: RefSeq, a predicted model, not a curated record